Molecule: messenger RNA, 2040 nt
Organism: Chaetomium fimeti
Lineage: Eukaryota; Fungi; Ascomycota; Sordariomycetes; Sordariales; Chaetomiaceae
Product: Rhamnogalacturonase B, N-terminal-domain-containing protein
Exons: 2
Coding region: 187-1815 (542 amino acids)
Biological process (GO): pectin catabolic process
Molecular function (GO): carbohydrate binding; carbon-oxygen lyase activity, acting on polysaccharides
Source: RefSeq, a predicted model, not a curated record
GUUAUUGGCGCGGCAGCGAACUCUCCUUGAACGGAGCACCCCGAGAUGCCAGGCCCAUUAUUCAAGCACUAUUUAUAUAUUUGGUGCCAGCGGUAGCAAAAGGUCAAGAUGUCGCCGUCCGGACCAAGCACGUCUCGCCUCUGCCACCUUUCUUCGCCGCGCUCUGGGUAACCAAGCCUUGUUUGAAUGCCCAAGAUGGCGCUCCGAUCCAUCGUCCGCUUGUUUGCCCUGUCCGCCUCCGUUUUCGCACCCAGUGUUCUUGGUGCUUUCGGUUAUACUUCAUCUGGUGGCAAUUAUGUUGUUGAUGCCGGCUCCGCCAACCCCCUGGUCUUCUCCGUGAGCCAGUCGAACUGCGACAUCAAGUCCAUCAAGUAUCGCGGAACCGAGCUUCAGUAUGGCAGCACCGGUACCCACAUCGGCUCUGGCUUGGGCUCGGCCACUGUUUCGAUCAGCCAGAUUAGCGGGUCGUCCCGGUAUAUCAAGGUGACAUGUGUGACGUCCACGUUGACGCACUACAUGGUGGUUCGGGAGGGCGAGAGCAUCAUCUACAUGGCGACCUACAUCACCGCCCAGCCGUCGAUAGGAGAGUUGCGGUUCAUCGCCCGUCUGCUUCCUGACAAGCUGCCCGGCGAGCACCCCUACGGCGAGGUCUCAAACACGAACGGUGCCAGUUCGACUGUCGAGGGCUCCGAUGUCUUUGUGGUCAACGGGCAGACACGAUCCAAGUUCUACUCGUCCACGCGGUUCAUCGACGAGGACUCUCAUUGCGUGUACGGCGGCAGCGACUUGAUGCACGUUUGCAUCAUGACCCCCCAGCAAGAGUCCUCGUCUGGAGGUCCCUUUUUCCGGGACAUUGACUCCAACAACGCCGGGGCUUCGACAAACCUCUACAACUACAUGAAUAGUGGUCAUGUGCAGACGGAGGCAUACCGCAUGGGGCUGCAUGGGCCUUAUGCCAUGCAAUUCUCGCGGUCCGGGAUCCCCAGGGUUAAGAGCCUCGAUGUUUCUUGGUUCGGAGAGGUUUCUGUCACCGGAUACGUGCCGGCUUCUGGCCGUGGAACGGUUCAGGGAACCGCGAGUGGCGUGCAGAGUGGCCUUGAAGGUGUUGUUCACUGGUACAACAGUGCUGCGCAAUACUGGGCGAGGACGUCGUCCACCGGGGGGUUCACCUCGCCGUUGAUGAAGCCAGGCACGUACACGAUGGUUCUAUACCAGACCGAGUUCAAGAUUGCCACCGGCACUGUCACUGUCUCUUCUGGCAAAACCGUCACCCAAAACAUUGCCGGUACUUUCAACACAUCGCGGAAGACUCUCUUCCAGAUCGGCGAGUACGACGGCCAACCGACAGGAUUCCGCAACGCCGACAAGUUCCUUCGGAUGCACCCGAGCGACAGCCGCAUGGCGAGCUGGGGCCCCCUGACGUACACGGUGGGCACCUCGCAGCUUUCAGACUUCCCCAUGGCCGUCUUCCAAUCGGUCAACAACCCGGUGACGAUCCGCUUCAACCUGGACAGCGCUCCAGGAGCAGCCACGCUGCGCAUCGCCACGACCCUGAGCUUCGCUGGAAGCCGCCCCCAGGCGGUUGUCAAUAGCUGGAGUGGUCCUAUCCCGUCAGCGCCGCCCAAGAUCGACAGCCGCGGUGUGACGCGGGGCGCAUACCGCGGGAACGGGGAGGUGUAUACCGUUAACAUCCCUGCCGGCACGCUUGUCGCCGGCAGCAACACCAUCACGAUUAGCUCCGUCUCUGGCAGCAGCGGGGCGACGUUCCUGAGCCCCAAUUUUAUAUUCGAUGCUGUUGAACUCUACACAGCUUGAUCUCGGGUUUAGUUAACUGGGUAGGGAUGGUAAAACUGCCACAUCGGCGUAGCCUUAGCCUAACCUUACUCCCCGCAAAUUAAUACUCGAAGCGCUGCUUGGUUUUGAGGCCACGCUAGAGUCAAAAGUGAACUCGAACUUUGUAAUAUUGCAGUAGACGAGCUGUGCUGGUAUUAAUACAGGGAUAUCAAAGUGACAUGAUUGGGCCGUAUUGUCCAAGACUCC